ACAGUGCUUAAAUUCAAACACUGCUUUCGGUCAAAAAUUUAAAAUAUUCUAGUUUUCAAUUCACUAUAUGUGAUACAUUCUGUGGUAUCAAAUAAUGGCACAAAGUAGUUGCAAUAUUCGUUCUGGGACGAAGACUGGCCCCUCAGUAGAAGAAUUUCAGCGAAAAUUACAUCGAUGGUUUGAGGAACAAGGACUGUUAUCAGAUCUUCGAGCACACAUGCGACAAUUGAUUAUUGCUGCCCUAAAAGGGACUCAACUGGCUCCACAAGCUGGCCAUAGUAUGCAUCAGAACACAUCUCCUAAAAUACAAGCAAUUAAUUUACUUGUAGCAGAGUUUUUGCUUCUGCAAGAGUGUCAUUACACACUUUCUGUCUUCACAAGUGAAGUGCCACUUUUGCGAAAUCUUCCAGAAUUUUCUCCAUCACUUAAAGAUGCAGCUAAAAACAAACUAGAUACCAAGAAGAGUGGGGAAGUGCAUGCCAGUGCCUCUAGACUCCAGGACCGCCGUGUGUGGGAUAUACUAGAAGCACUAGGUUUUGCUCCUGAUUCAGGUGCAGGAAAAGCAGUAUUCAAAUCAUAUCAAGAAAAUAAUGGUGAACCACUUCUUACAUGUCUCAUACGUUCAGUAUCCAAAGUUGUUAGACACGAGAGAAAGAAUGAGAAACCUCUCACAGAAAUUGAGGAGAAUAUUUCAGUUCCAGAUAGUGACUCAGUUUUGCUAAUUACUGAAAGUUCUGUCACAGAGAAUGACAAAAAUGAUAAAAAACUAUCAGUUGUACAUGAUAUCCUCCAGAAACUUAAUGUGAAGCCAAAGUACAUGAAAAGACUAGAAAAUGAAAUAAAGAGGUUGAUAAAGGCUUCUCAGCUGGCAGAACAAGAAUAUUUUCAUGAGAAGUUAUUGUCAUAUGAAAAAAGAGUUCAAGAGGAACGUGCCCACUAUGAGAAGGAGCUGUAUUCCCAGAUCACGCUGGCACAACAGCAGCUUGUUGGACAGGGAGCUACGUCAGAAACAGGAUUGAGAUCACUGGAGACUCAAGUAAUGGCAGCCAUUCAGAAGCUGCAACGGAAUUUGAGACUUUUGGAGGAGAGAGACAAGAGGGAAGAACAGGGACAUCUAAAAGAGAAAAUGAAUAAAAAAGAAUUGAAAUUACUGGAAGAAAGAAAGGAUGUUUUGGAUAACAGGCAGCAGGAAAUCAGGCAUAGAGCAAAAAGUAAAAAAUCAGCAGAGAAACUGGCAACAGUUCCAAGCAUGCAGCAGGUGGAGAGCCAUCGUGACACAGGCCAAAUACUUGACAACAAAAGUUCUUGUGUCACAGAAGGGGACACAAAUGAAGAGCAAGGACAGGUGACUGUGACUUCAAGCAAGUCACAAGAGAGCUCUGUCAGCAGCAAGGACCAAAGUGUGCAAGUUGGAAAACCAGGCUGGAAGGUCAUCAGUGAUUUUGAAGAAAUCCGUGCCACAGUGCAGCGGCUUCAGCUGGAAAACGAGGAACUUCGGAACUUGAUGCGACAACAACAAGUACAAGUAUCAGAACUACGAACAUGGGGCCAACUCCACUUGGCGCCAUCAGUUUCUCAUUGUCCUGCUCAGACACAUCUAGUGGCUCCUGCAGAUUCAAGCCCAUCUGUUCCUCCUCCACCUCCACCUCCCCCUCCUCCUCCUCCCCCUCCCCCUCCUCCUCCAUUACCACCUCGUAGUCCACAGCAAAGGGCGUUUUACCGCCCAGAGGAUGAAGAACUUCAUUUCCGUGCUACAGGUGCAACAUGUGUGGCACCUGCUUCAACACAAACUCCGGUCAGUGGGCGUAGUCGUACUAGGAGGUUACGACGUUUUUCUGCUCCUCGCCGUGUACUUCUUUCUUCGGAAGACACGAGCCCGACAGAAGAGAUGCUGCGAGAUGCCCGCCGCCGUCUUCGACAAUUGGAGGAAGAAAGUGAAGCAGUGGACCGCAGUUACCGUGAAUUCUGUCUUCGACAGCAAAGGGCAACACCAGUGUCUGACAUGCUUGCAGGAUUACUACAACAUCCCGUCAGAGCUGAAUGUCCACAUAAUAAUAGUCCCAAUAAAAGUGAUGCUACAGGUAACCCGUCUGGGUUAAAAUUAGUGACACCUUUUCCUCCGAGAGUUGGAAACUUCUCUUCAGAAAGUCUGAUUACAACAGCAGGAACGACUGAGGCAGAAGGUUCCCAUAUCACAUUAGAAACACAAAAUAUACACCACACCACGAGGCCAACAGUAACACAAAACUCCAACAUUUGUUUAUCUGACAUAAUCUACAAUAUUCCAUCAUCAGAAAUAAUUUCACAGCAUUCACUUGCAAGUCAUGAUCAGAGGUCUUUAAAUGCCAUUGCUGCAGCACAUAUUGAUUCCUAUCAGACAGCUAAAAUGCAGGCUCAGAGAGAGGUUCACACAACACAUUUCUACAAGACUCCAUUGUUAAGUAGUACAAUAGGAAAUAGUUCUGCAAAUGCUGAUAAAUUUAAUAAUUCAGUUACUAUGGAGAGUUUCAACGGUAGUUGUGGACAUAAUACACAUAAGAAUAAGUCACUGAAUUCAGCAAAAAUAUAUUCAACCAAUGAAGAAAUGAUUGUACCAGAAAAAAAUAAUGUGUGCUUUCAAAGAUACCAUGCUCUUGUUGCUGAGACUGCUGAUGGCUCAGACCUUUCAGCAAUGAAAAAAGUGCAAAAUAUAACUGCACUAAGUGGCCAUCAAGCUAAAGCGACAGUUGAAGAAGUGCAUUCAAAUACCAAAGAAUCAGAAAAUCAUGAUUUGGUGACUCCAUUAGACAGUACUCUCAAAAUAUUAAAAGAUUCAAAGAAAAUAGGAAAAGAGACUGAAGGACAAAGAAUUGGCUUGGCUGAUGAAAAUAGUGUUGCAAAACUAUAUGAGCAAAAACCACUAAAAACAUUAGUCCUGUCUGAUUUGGCUGAGAAUCCUCAUUCUGCUCAGGCCACUGAGACAAACUCGGAAGAAAAUACAAAGAUUCUGUACCAAACAACAACCGAAAAUGGUGGUGCACAGCUGAUGGAACUUCAGGCACCUCCAGAGUUUUCUUCAAAACCACUGGCUUUAUCUAAUCCCCGCUUUUCUGAUCUUCUAUUACAUGAAGAAAGUUCAGAAGAACUGCAAGAUGAGAAAGCUGCCAGUCAUCAGGAAAAAGACUCUAAAAAAGAUUUCAUCUUACAUAAACUGACUGAUAUUGCUAGUGAGAGGUUAAGUUUAGGUGAUGCAGAAUUUAUUCCUGCUUCCAGUGGUGAUCAGUUGUUUGUACCCAGUUGUGACACUGAUACCGAAACCGAACCUGAAGCUGGAACAUCCAAAAGUGAUGUGCUUCCUAUUAAUGAUAACCAGAAUCACCUAAACUAUGAAACUGAACAGCAGGCUAUCUCUAAUGCAUCUGUCUCAAGUGAGCAACCAAUUUCAGCUGGGAAAUCUGCCAGUUCAAAUGGCAAUGAUUUCUGGUGAAGACAGUAAUUAAAAAUAUUGAACCUAUACUGUGGUACCUGUGCCCCAGCAAAUUUAUUGUCUUUUUGUGAAGCAAAUGAUAUUUUAUUAAUUAUAUUUUGGUCUAUUAACAGUUGAGUAACUUUAAUUAUGUCCUUGUACUCUGUAUGAUUCUUUUGGUGAAUAAAUUGACAUGAUAUAUA
Molecule: messenger RNA, 3648 nt
Organism: Schistocerca serialis cubense
Lineage: Eukaryota; Metazoa; Arthropoda; Insecta; Orthoptera; Acrididae
Exons: 7
Coding region: 95-3466 (1123 amino acids)
Biological process (GO): actin filament polymerization
Cellular component (GO): cytoplasm; actin filament
Molecular function (GO): actin binding; microtubule binding
Source: RefSeq, a predicted model, not a curated record